Messenger RNA from Plectropomus leopardus (leopard coralgrouper), 6791 nucleotides. Lineage: Eukaryota; Metazoa; Chordata; Actinopteri; Perciformes; Serranidae. The record is from RefSeq and is a predicted model, not a curated record.
UAGGCAGUAAGCAGUUGGCCUUCCAGCAGCAGCUGAUCCAGAUGCAGCAGCUUCAGCAGCAGCACAUCCUCAACCUCCAGAGACAAGGCCUGGUCCCACUGCAGCCCACCGCCGCCAUGCAGUCUCUGCAGCAAGCGAUGUGUCCGUCGGACCUCCAACAGCUGUGGAAGGAGGUGUCGGGGGUGCCGAGCAGUGAGGAGGCCCUGAAACAGGCCGAGGGCCUGGACUUGAGCACCAACAGCUCCAAUUCUACCUCAGCCUUCCCCAAAGCUGCCAGCGCUCACAUCCCACUGCACAGCCUGGCCAACGGACAGAGCCACACCCCAAAGAGAGACAGAGCCAGACUGUUUGAGUGGAUAUCCUCCUUCACCAAGGCAGACAGCGGAGAUGAUCAUGUCCCCCUUUACUCCAAAGGCGGCCAACCCCCCAGCAGCCAUCAUGAGGAGCAUGCUGGCUCCCAUCCUCUUUACGGCCAUGGAGAGUGUAAGUGGCCCGGCUGUGAAGCACUGUGUGAGGACAUGGGACAGUUCAUCAAGCACUUGAACAAUGAGCAUGCCCUAGAUGACCGCAGCACUGCUCAGUGCCGAGUCCAAAUGCAGGUGGUUCAGCAACUGGAGAUACAGCUGGCGAAAGAGAGCGAGCGACUCCAGGCCAUGAUGACCCAUCUGCACAUGCGCCCUUCAGAGCCAAAGCCUUUUAACCAACCUCUGAACCUGGCUUCCAGCGGCUCUCUGCUAAAGCGGGACAGUGAGGUCUACCCAGAGGGUCUUCCUCACCCCCCCACCUCAGCUGCCGCCCCCAUCACCCCACUGCGCCAGGGACCCUCAGUCAUCAGCUCCUCCAGCCUGCACACACACUCCCACUCCCACACGCACGGCGUUGGGCCCAUACGUAGGCGCAACUCCGACAAGUACUGCACCCCCAUCGCCUCAGAGCUGGCUCAGAACUGUGAGUUCUACAAGAACGCUGAUGUCAGGCCUCCCUUUACCUACGCCUCUCUUAUACGUCAUGCCAUUCUGGAGUCCCCAGACAGACAGUUGACUCUCAAUGAGAUCUACAACUGGUUUACACGAAAGUUUGCCUAUUUCAGGAGAAACACAGCCACAUGGAAGAAUGCUGUGCGCCACAACCUGAGUCUGCACAAGUGUUUUGUUCGCGUUGAGAACGUGAAGGGGGCCGUGUGGACUGUGGAUGAAGUUGAAUACCAAAAGAGGAGACCACCAAAGAUGACCGGAAGUCCAACUCUGGUGAAAAACAUGAUUUCAGGCUUGGGUUUUGGAUCCCUAAACGCCAGCUACCAGGCGGCUCUGGCAGAGAGCAGUCUCUCCCUGCUGAACAGCCCUUCCCUGGUCAGCCCUCCGUCUGCGGCCAGCCUAAACAUGCUGCAUGUGGGCCACGAUGAUGUCAGCUCCACUGUGGAGCAGGUCAACAGCAAUGGCAGCUGCAGCCCCACGCUCAGCCCUCAACAGUACAGCCACCCGGUGCAUGUGAAGGAGGAGCCCACUGAGGUGGAGGAGGACAGUCGGUCAGUAUCCCUCCUGGCCGGCGUCACACACAGCCUGCCAUUGCCGAGUGACGAGCGCGACCUCGAGGAGGAUCUUCCCACCGAGGAGCUGGAGUAGGACAGAUCCACCAUGGACCGGAGGGAUGAGACACAGCGAGAUCAGCCCUCUCGUCAGCGUGAAGAGAAAAAGAUACAGUACACUUAAGAGAGAAAAAAAGAGAAUUUUUUUUUUUUUUUUUUAAGAAAAUGCAAGCAACCAAGGACAACAUUGAGAAACUCAAAACAGGGUUCGAUGACCUCCGUUAACUUUCAGACGCAAAAACAAGACUGUGGAGCACUGCUUUACCUCCAUGUGUUUCUUUUCCAACACUUGGCUCAGAGGUAUAACACCACUCGAUGCAUACACACACUCACACACACACAUCCCAUUGUCAAACCAUGUUUCAUCAUCUUUUCUGGUCAGAUCAGCCUCUGUGAAGAGACCCUUAGAGGUUUGGACACUCUCCUCCUUGCCCGACUACUCUGCAUACGCCCUCCUCGCUGUUGUCUCGGGCUGCCUGGCUAGCAGUUUUUAUCUCUACGUCAGUUGAGAAGACACACAGGUGUGUGUGUGUGAAAGAGAAAGACACACACAGGAUCAUGUGUAUAUAGAUUUGGAGCAGUCACAGGGGCUGUGCAGUAAAAUGAAACUGUCGGGCUUUAAGAUGGAAAGAAAGGAAGAGCGCUUUCAAAGAUUUACCUCCAGCAGUGCUCCAACACUUCUGCAGAGCAGGCUCCCUGUCUCCACGUCCGUGUGUGUGUGAGGCUGUGGCCCUGGUCCCUGUCCAAACUUCUGCCCCCCAGCAAGACACUUAGUGACGGACAUCUUUUAAACUCUUUGCUUCUAAGUGGAAAAAAAAAAGACAUUUUCCUACCCAACCUCCAUCCUUUCCCAUCCCCACCCCAAAAAGACUGCAGGAAUAGGACCAUUUGGUGCUGUUCUUCUCCUCUCCUCCGUCUGCGGACGGAGCGACGAGCUUGGAACACUUUGAGAAGAAAAGAGGGGAAGCAGAGAGAAAUGAGGGAGGAAGCGUCUACAGAAAUAUUAUGACAAAAAAAAAGAAAACUGUUCAUGAAUAUGGAGUAUAACAAGAAAAAAACGUGUGGUAGCUUUUGUCAUUUCCUUUUUUUUUAUUUGAUGUUAUUAUCAUUGUUUAUUUUUGAGGAUUUCCGCGGUGGCGUUCUGUUUCAACGUACCUUUUCUAAGGAUGCUGUUUUGUUUUUUUGUAUUGUAAAUUGUUUGAUUUACUCUGGCUGUUCACACCAUUCCAAAUGAGUAUUGGCAAAAAAAAAAAAAAAAAAAAAAGCGCAGUAUUGUCCCAACUUGUGAUACCCGCCCCCCACUCCUGUCCCUCUCCCUUUCUGUCCCCAAGUGUAGCAGGCAAGAAAUUUGGAAAUAGCACUUAAAGUUGCCAUUAUCCAGACAGAUUAUUUAACAGCUGAUUUUUUUCUCUCAUUCACUUGUUUUUGGUUGUGUAUUUAGUUGAGAAAUAUCAGUAAUGCUUUAAAAAUAUAUAUAUUAUUACUGCAGUCAGAGAAUACCUCAUCCCACAAAGGUUCUGCCUGAAACUGUGUCCAAAUUGAUAAACAAAUAAGGGGGAAUUCUUUCCGUGGGACACCAAAUGUGGCAACUCUGCUCAGCUUCAAAGCUCUAUGGUUGUAAUAGUUACUGUGUAGAAGCUAUCUGCAAUUCACUGUGUGAGUUUGUGUUAAAAGGAAUAGCACGUGAGAUUUAUUUUUGUUUGUUUUCCGUGAGCAUAAAAAGCAUUACUUUUCUCUACAGUGCCAUACCAAAUUUUAACAUUUAUUUUAAUCUAUUAUCUGCUUAUUCCCAUUUUAUUUUUGUUACAGGUAACCAAAGAAAUAUGUAGAAAACCAAAAACCCUUUAGUUUAUUUUGCCCUUUUUGAGUUUUCCUUUUUUGUUUUUCUUUCUAAAGAAUUGGCCAAAAUACAACAAACCAGGAGUUUGAAUUCCUAUUAUUGUAUUCAUAUAACUAUUGUGUUGAAAUUAUACAUGACUUACAGUGCUGACCAUUCCGAAAACCAAAGUGUGUAAAGCAAACUAGAAACUUGGAGACAUGAUAAGCGGUUAUGAAUGACUCACAUUAGGUAUGAGGCCAAAAAAAAAAAGCUAGUAUUAACGAACCUCGCACAGUUCCUCUGAAAAACUAAAAGAAAGAGAAAAAAAAGCACUUAGAGGUGAAAACCUGUCUCUCCCACGCUCAGGCUAAACUGUGUUCCAAACACAACGCUAGGACCGGCCCUACUGCUGUAUGAGCAGGCCUAAUAAAAAGAGGCACUCGUGAGGCAUUUGGAUACUUUUCGCUUUACAGGAUUUUCUGGUGCUGUCAUAAGAAACAUUUUUCCAAUCUAGGGAACAAGCAUGCCCUCUUUGCAGGAAGAGGGGGUGUACUGUAAUGUGGUUACAAAAGUCACAUCUUUGGACAGGGAGGAGUUAUUCCAAAAAUAUUACAAUGAAGAGGGAACAACUAAGAAAUAAUACUAUACCAAUGUAAGAGGAAAACAACCAAGGGACAUCAUGUAAUUGAAAAGUUGGGUUCAUAUUUUCAUACUUUUUUUGUCAAACUCUCUCUUGCACUUCAGACGAUUUUUUUCUUAUUUAACGAAAGAACCUUUCUUGUGUUCAAACAGGACUGUUUCCUGUCACAUUAGAGACUGAUUUCUAACAAAGUACAAAGUGGCAGACAGACAUCUUGAAACGAGAUAAAAACCAAAAAUAACACUACCUCCUUUUCAAAAACGGUUCAACACAUAGCCAAUGGGAGAGUGAGCUCUCUUAAAAUAUUUUUUUUCCUCUCCAUUCUUCCUCAAUGAUAAUAACCAAUGCCAAAAUUGUUGUUACACUUACUGUAUGACUGACAUUAAAAAAAAGAAAAAGAAAAAAAAGUUAUUUGGCGAUCCGGACUCCCUAACGCAUCUGCUCGAGCCCAAAAACAGAGACGUUUCACUUUCCAUGGAAUUAAAAAUGACUACCUCUCCUUAAACCACAUCUAAAGCACUCUCUAUGUCUCAAAGUGUGUUGUGAAGUGCUCACUAUAUAUAAAAAGUUUUCUAUCAGCUGUGUCAAAAAAAAACUGACACCCGAUUAGCACUGAGCUAUGUGAACAGCCUCUCAACUGUGUGUUCUGACUGUGCACAUGUACGAUCGCAGCCCGUUGCGGUGGCGCAGGGAGCUCAUGAUGGACAGAAUAUAUCAGUGCCACCACACACUACCACACACACACAGGGGUGUAACAAAAGCAUAGAAGCAGGGCUAUGAGUUAGUGCAACAAACCAUCCAGAUAUCCAAAGACCCACAACACAGCAGCACCCGCUUCGCCAAAACACCCGCAGAGACGCCGAGAGGACAAACACACACUUAAACUCAUCACUACUACUAUCCAAAACCUAGAGGAACUGCUGCAUACAGUACAUAGAUGAUUUCUGACUCGUGCUUUAAGGUACACCUGUAAACAAAGCUGUUUUAUAAAGAUGUAGAUUGUUCACAGGUCGCCAUGUAACACUUCUGUUCUUUCUCCAGCUUGGCAUAACAUGAUGUAUUCUUGUAUAUUAAUGCUUGACUUAUCUCUCCAGGGCAUUCUUUCCAAUUUUGUCCUUUUUUUCCUCCUUUUUUUUUUCUUUUGCACCUGUUUAGCUAUUGUUAAGCUUUCAGCUCUGAUUCCUAUACUGUACUGCUAAUGCUGAAGUAUAUGUAUUUAUCAUAUUAAGUGCUGCAGGUAUCUCGGUUUAUUAGUUUUGUUUCCAUUUUUUUCAGUUCUUCAUAAAACGUCUGGGACGCUGAUUUUUUAAGUGUAUUAUCUUUAAAAAAAAAAAUUAAAAGAAUAAAAGUUAGAUCAGUGGUUUAGGUAACACCUGUUUGUAUAUUUAUCUUAGCUAGGUCUAUUUUGAUACUUUUUUGUCUCUGUACUGCAUUUAUGCAUUUUUAAGGAAAGAAAAAAAAAACAAAUGGAAAACAAACUAAAAAGUUACUUCAUUAUGUAUUGAUACCUCAGAAGGACUUUUUCUCAAAGACAGGACCAAAAUCUCUGAAAAAAAAAGAGAAAGAGGAAAAAAAAUGUAAGAAUAUGUAGCCCCUCUAUUGCUUUAAAGAAAAAAAAAAAAGAAAAAUGCGGAGCACUAGAAAGAUAUUGCUGUUGGUCCUCUCAGGUGCCAAUAUGUGUCCCAGCUCCCUGUGACCCCUCCCUCUGACCCCUGACCCUUGUCAUUCCUGUGCUGAACUCCGACCCGCAGAGCUGUCAAUCAUCUGCAGGCGCCAUGGGUGUGUCACUGAGUCGCACACCGGGCUGGUUGCCACCAGUCGCACACCUCAUCUCCCAGUCCCGCAGAGGCAGAUCAAAGCCCGACGCUGUUGCAUUUUUGAUACUCCUCCUCUUGGCGUAGUCUCAAUACCAAAAUGUGGAGUGGCUUUCAGAGAUGCAGCUCAUCCUCUGACUACCAAAGGCAUUGAAAGUAACCAUUUGCUUAGUCCAAACUCCUGAACUGUAACCAAACUGUAACCAAACCAAUGCCACAACCUUAACCAAACAAAAACCAAGCUACUUCCAAAACUCUCCAUCGACAUCACUGAUCACCCUUACCGACAGCUGUUAUCUCUCCUUUCAUCCACGUAAUGGUGUUGUACGACCAGUCCGCAUCCUAUUAGCUGGUGACUGACUCAAUGGACACAGGGGGCCCAAAUCCUGACUUGUGAUUGGACAGUUCUGAGGUGUCACGUGAGGGGGAAGGGACUCUCAAAGUGGAGCAUUGCCUGAUGGUAUUAUUGAGUAAACAGCCAGAAACCGUUGGAACUACCACUUCAGCUCUCCUCUGGUUAAACCUAAGGAAUGUGUGUACAUUUUCAGCAGUAUCUCUCUGUAUUGUUUCUUAGUUUCAGUUUACCUGUUUACCUCUCUUUAUCCUUUUGGUUUUUUGUUCUGUUUUCUUGUUAUUUGAAAGUGUGGCCCGAGGAAGAGGUGGGGACAGGGACUGGGUGGUGGCUUUAGACAGACAGUGGAGCCCAGCCCUCUGACCCUCCACCCCGGGUAGCCAUGUAAUGCCAGUCACUGCCCUUUCCUUCAUGCUGUAUAAAAAAACACACACAUAUAUCUGUGUAUUUGUAACCUGAAUCUUCUUGUGUCUGUCCAUGCAGACAAUAAAAAAACUGUACAGUAGGUCUAGUUGCAUGUAAUCUGUACUAAUUAUUGACAAUGGCAUUAUAAAAUGCAAUAAAAUACUUAUUACACUGUC